Molecule: messenger RNA, 1337 nt
Organism: Ceratina calcarata
Lineage: Eukaryota; Metazoa; Arthropoda; Insecta; Hymenoptera; Apidae
Product: pupal cuticle protein Edg-91
Exons: 3
Coding region: 686-1087 (133 amino acids)
Source: RefSeq, a predicted model, not a curated record
AAAUAACUUGUACAAACCUCUUCCUAUUUUUUCUCUUUCUCCAACAACCUCUUGCGAGAGGCUACUUCUUUCAACUUCAUUCGUUUUUCUUUUCUUUAUCAAUCGAGAGCUUUAAAUUUGAAUUCGAUAAUAAUCGUCAAAUUCGUCUCAAAUUAAUGUUUGACAAAAAUAUUAGGUAUAAGUGUGCAAUGUAUUGUGCAACUGGUUUUUUCCGUGAAUUGCCCAAAAUAGCAUUACCGGCAUUCUCAAGGCCGCAAAUUCAAAAAAUCAACACUUAGUGAAAGCUAAUGACUGGCAUUUUUGGCAAAUGACGUUCUUCGUAUUUCGAAUACUGUAAUAGGCAAAUUCCGAACAGUAUCCUUUCCGCUCGUGGGAACAUGAUUGAUGCAAAUCACUCAAUAUUCGUGACACUACACCAGAGAAGAAAAGAUGAGCAGAAAAUACGACAUUCUUAAUCAGUGACGAGUUCAGCGACACAAAGGCGAACCCAGACCGAGACAAAGACGAACGCCAGGACGUGAAGAAGGAGAGAUUUGUAAAUUCCGGUUUCAAAAGAUCGAAGCUACUAUGUUCGCGGGUAUGGAAGGGAUAAAAUCUGAGCUUCUCGGAUAUAAAAGUCAUCCCGUGUUUUCAGCCGUCCUGAUAUUUUGUUCCUAACGAGCCUGCAUCAUAUCCUCCGGACAAAAUGAAAUCGGCGUACUUUUUUAUCCUGGUGGUAUUGAUUCUUGUUGAUCAAAUACGCAGCUCGUCGUCGAUCGAGGAAGGUCAACUUCCUGUUGCCCUUAUCGAUCAAACUGCGGGAAAACUGAGUCGCACAAAAAGAGCUCCUAUUCUUAAAUUACCUCUACUUGUAGCGGGAGCCGCUGGAGCGGCAUUAGUUGGCAAAAAAGCACUUUUAUUAGGCGGUGCAGCUCUUGGCGCUAAAGCGCUCGUUGGUGCCGGGGUUCUCGGAGCUGGUUUAUACAAAGCUAAAUAUUACGGCGGCGGUUACGGAGGAGGAUACGGAGGAGGAUACGGAGGAGGAUACGGAGGAGGAUACGGAUACGCGUACCAUGGAUCACCAGCUUAUGGCUGGGGUUGGAACUAAUAAUUCGAAACUAAUAGGACUAUAAGAGAGAAGGAUAUCAAGAGGCAAUUUGAAGUCUACGUGAAAGCACGUCAGAGUGACGGAGCGCGGAAUAAAACUUCUUGUACAUACAUAAAUAAAAUUGUUUAGAACGUGAAACAUGCAUUAAGCAUGCGCGCAAUAAAAUGUAAUUUCUAUGCGCUUGUUCGAACGAACUUAAAUGUACCACGUGACAUAUGAUUCGAUAAUAAAGUGAGCCAUUAUAUUUAAC